This is a messenger RNA of Ostrea edulis (European flat oyster), 8993 nucleotides long. RefSeq lists its product as uncharacterized. The transcript has 22 exons. NCBI's taxonomy places the organism in Eukaryota, Metazoa, Mollusca, Bivalvia, Ostreida, Ostreidae. Bases 113 to 4111 code for a protein of 1332 amino acids. The record is from RefSeq and is a predicted model, not a curated record.
UUUUAUUUACUUCCCAUAUGAACGCCAGCUAUGGUAAUGUGUGGUAUUUGUGGUGUAAUGUGAGGAUGAGAACUCAGGAGAAAGGCAGAAGCCAAGCAGUGGCUUGAUAUUCAUGAACAGUAGAGUUGGAAGCAUGGAAAAAUUGCAAAAGCAAAUUUCUAGGACUCAGCAUAAGGAAAAGGAGACAGACAUGGAUACUAUGAUCAUCCCACCAAUCAGAUCACUGCUAGAGAGUGGUCCUCCAAAUCAGACAGUGUUGGCAGCCUACAUAGAUGACCUUGACAGUCAUCUGGAUGAAAAUAGCCGCAGGAUGGAUGAAUGUCUUCAUGAAAUCUUGAAAACCUGUAAUCACUUACCUGGAAAUAAACAGUUUGGUAGUCCUAAGGAGGCAGUUAACAAUGUUAUCAGUGAACACAUUAUUGAGAAGGACUCCUGUUAUGAUCCUGAAGCAGAAGAUGUGCUCACUAUUCUAAGUCAUGUUAUAUCUGUUCUAGAAAACCAUCCAGGUAGUGAAGAGAAACUUUUACAAGAUUUGCUGUCCUUAUCUUCGAAAGAGGGAUUGUCACUACCAUGUAAAUCUCAUCAAGGGUCGAAUCCCAUGCAGUCUGUCAACUCAGUCAAUGCUGUUAGUGACAACCUUGAAUUGCAAAUCGCUCAACAGUGGGAUCAGAUUUCUCUCCACUUUCGUCGUUUCUUUACUGACAAGUUAAAGAAGCUUCCAAUUGACAGUACAAAGCCAGAUUUAGAUAUUUUUGAGGGUAAACGAAUUGAAUACAUUCACAGUCUCUUGGCGUUGUUUCCAUCAGAUGAUAUUCUCAUUAAGUAUCAGACACUGAGAUCCCAGCAGUUAGAGCGCUGCUUUGAGACUUUGCUACCAGAAAUUGACUCUGAACAGUAUAGCUCUUUGGAAAUUACCAAAAACUGCAAGGAAUUAUCAGAUAUCAUACUGAACAUGAUAGAUGAAGACUUUGUGAUUUUUAACUCGGGUAUUUUUAAGAAGCCUUUCAAUACAGCUAGGGCCAUGCAUGACAUGUAUUUGGAGAAAUUCUCUGAUGAGAUGUCUGCACUGGUGGAGGAUAUCUGGGAAGAUAUUGAAGAAAUUGUUGAUAAGCCUAGGAAAAGCUCAUCUGGAAAUCAGGUGACUGCUAGUCAGUCCCCAAAUUCUGAACAGGAUGUUCCUGAUGAAAGUAAUUCAAGCAAGAUAAGUCUACCUAGAAUGUACAUGGACUCCAUUUUAGAUGUUGUAACGUCUGUGUUGCACAUUGAAGAACAUGUAGAAAGCCUGCUAAGAUGUGCAGCCUGGGAUCCAGCAGGUGUGUCCAGUAAACGGGUCAAACGGAAAGGUAGUCUCAGAGGUGUGUUGAAGACCAGCUCCAGCCCUGAGGUCCAGAGAAGGCCUCUCAGCUACACUUCAGAUGACAUGUCUUUUAAUGAACACUUCAGCACUUCCUUUGGAUCCAUGCCUUCAAGUCUCUCUGACAGUAUACCUGCCCCCAAAGUUGUGGAAAGGACUCGUGGGGAAGAGAGGUUGAGAUGGGAGUGGAAACUGAUGUUUAAGAAGAUUGCUCCUGAUCUGUCCAAGUACAUGGGGCAACAGAUACGCAACCUUCUGAAAACAACCCUAGACUCAGAACUCAGGGACUGGACCCAAGUUAGGGUUCUCCAUACUGAACCUGUGCCACAGGAACUGUGGGGAGGAAGAAUGGAUUACCCAAAAUACAUUUCUAAGUCUGUAUGGGACUUUAUGACGGAGCUGGACUUUCUGUUGCCCUUUUCGAGGGCUGGCACUGAUGGUUCCAUAUUAAGCUGUGUGAGGUUGGCCUUUGUGGAUGCAGUUAACCUCUGUUUACAGAACUUCCAUAUUCAUCUCACAAAGCUUAGCAAUGAUGUCCCGAGGAAUGCCCCCAUGAAGAGCCUGUACAUUCUGUUGGCUAGCUCUGUGUACAUCAGGAACCACUUAGUACACUACGAGACGGUGCUUACUGGAGAUGAGAGCAGCAAGAAACUUUUCUCUGGUCUGCACAAGAACUAUGUGGAGUUAGUGGAUGCCCUGCACAAGAUGACUUUAGAGAUCCAUAACAACUUCAUGGCAACUAGUGUUCUCUUUGACAUGGAAAGCUACAACUGGAAGGACAACAAAGAAUUUCAAGAGGGUGAGCGGUGCUCCUUUCCUAUACAGAUGUGGAACUACCACAUGCGUGGACUCCGUCAUGAUUUGUGGACCAUGUGUUCACCUCAGUUGUCACAGGAUAUAUUUGGUCAGGUGCUUCACAACUCUCUACAGAUUCUAUCUCAGCGAUAUUCUCACUCCAAGCCUAGCUACCGCAGAACUUCUCAAUUCAGAUCUGACAUUAUCACCAUUUUGAUGUGUGCCAGUGAGCUGCUAUUUCCAGCGUGUAAUUCAGUUUCCAUGUAUCUUGACCCUGGGUCAUCCCAGCUUCCUCACUACAACAUCCACAACCUCUGCUCCACUCUGCUGGCUGACAUGACUAUAGUGGCCUCACCUCUAGAGAUGCUUUACAAAAUGUAUAAAAGAGGUUUCCAUGAACUUCCCGAGCAGCCAUUAUCUGGUGUGUCAUCGCCUACAACUGAAGUCAUUGGUACCAACACAAAUUGGUUGUCAUGGAUACAACCAACCAUUUUUCAGACUGGACAUAAACACUACUUUGACAUGAGAACAACCACUGCUUUGUAUUUUCAUUGUAAACUGCUUUUGUCCCAACCCGAGAUUGACUGGUCAAAAGUGGUUCAGGCUUUCAUUAUGAAGGACUUCACCCUUCCCAUUUUGUUUCUUACUCAAAGUGUAACAAGAGACUCUCCAUCACAAGGCGACACUGAUGAAGUUCUUCAUCACGACAAAGUUUGUGAGACAUUCUCUCUCAUUACUCGGGUCUUGACACAGUGUCCACAUUUCAAGGAAUCGGUGGCAAAAGUGCUUGUACCAGUCAUCAACAGGUGUAAUGAGUGGAAACUGCUGGACGCAAAAACACAGAUAGGACAAGGGUCUGUUGUUCCUGUGUGGGUAGAAACCAUCUUCACCCUGCUGGAUCCCUUUGUACACAGUAUUUUGAAGCCUAUACUAUCUGUAGUCCUGGAUGCCAAUGAUGGCCCGCCAAUUCGUCCCAUCAUGUCUGUUAUUGCAGAUCUACCCUGUGGAUGUAGACCUCAAUUCACAGCUCCAACCAAAUCCAAGAGUUCAGAAAGUCAGAAGGAGAUGAUGGACACUCUGAUGAGACAGAUUGUGGGCUAUAUUGCCAACAAUGUGUAUUCCAUACCUAACACUGUGUGUAUCUUACUGAGAGCAUUACAGGAACAAUGCACAGCUAACAACAUCAAAACACCACAUCACUGUGCUGGACUCAAGAUUUUAGGCACUUGUCUGAGAUUGAGGCUACAAGACAAAGGUUACUUGGAGAGAAUCACUGGCCUCACCUUUAAUGGCAGACAGAUGGACAACUUGAAGUCUCUGGCAGACUGCAUUUACUAUGUGCUAAUCAACAGCAAAGCUAAAAGCAAUGCUACACCAAAACUAGGAGGGAAAUUCUGCAAGGAGAACAAGGAUUGGGUGCACAGUAAAAUCCAAACCAUUACAUCCUACCUUAACAAUAUAAUGUUCGUGGUAAGUGACCACACCAUACUUGAGGGGGCCACCAAUGAAUACAUGAAGCAGCUUUUCACACUGGCAGCUAGUAAUAUUUUGGAUUCUCCAACUGGACAAGCUGAUCUGACAAGUCUAUAUGGUUUGAUUGCUAACAACUUUUCGUGGUUGGAACAUCAAUUUGACAUCCAAUUUGUGUUGCCUCCAUAUGUGACAGAAGACAACCCACAAUUCACUCUGAGAAUGGAUGUGCAGCAUGUAGGAGCGUUUGAUGCUUGUAAAGAGUACGAGAUGAUUGGAUCCAGAAAAUUUGAUCAUGCCACCUUUGAAACAUUCAACAUAAACUGGCAAGACUUGUUGUCCUCAGACUUGGGUAUCAGUGAGUUUGGGUUCCGUUCUCUGCUCUACAACCGACACGAGAUGCAGGAUGGAGCUUACUUGGAGGAACAGGAGAAAAAGCCGGUGGAAACACUCAAAGCUGUGUAUGAAAAUGAACCUAGAGAGCUAGGAUAAUUUAGUUCCCAGAAAGUUAGAAUGUACUUGGUCCUGACACUAAUUAUUGUAAUGAUCACUUCUUUUGAAGAGAAUUUACAAUUUCAAAGGGCUUGUUGAUUUUCAAGCUAUGAGCUUUAGAAUGUAAAAAGUAAUCAAAACUUUCUCCUGUUGGAAGAGUGAGGAUUUGAAAAAGACCCUAGGCUAAAAUUAGACAUAGACUAAAAAGAAUUACAGAGUCCAUUUCCAGAAAACUCAUUACCAGUUAAGUGUUUGUAUAUAUCACUGUACAAUGUAUCUACAUGUAAAUUCAUAAAAAGAAUAAGGUUGACAGUGAAAAUAUCAUUUCUAUAUAUGAUAUAUUUUAUACAUGGAAUACCUUAAAAUCUUUUACUUAUUUUUCAUGGUGUACCAUUCGAAUGUUGGAAGGAAAUGUUAGUAUACUCCUAACUUGGUUUAUUUUGGAAUGAUAUGAAGACUGUUAAGUGUUUAAGAAGAUCUUUAAAGAUUGAAUAUACUCUUGCAUUUGUGUAAAUUUUGUAAUCUUGUAAUCCACAAUAUCCAGACUGUUUAAGGAGAUCUCUAAUGAUUUAUCGCUUGCAUUUGGGUAGAUUUUGUAAUGCAAGGCGUUAGAUAAUCAGAACAUUACUCUUAAUGCUUCCUCUCUGUAGAAUUCAAUUCUUUUGAGCAAGAGAAAGUGUUCCAUAUAGGAACUUAUAUUUGUGGUGUUCUUGUUUUUUGGGGGUUUUUUUUACCCAUAAUUAUUUUCAUGCCUAUCUGAAUUUGAGUGAGAUCCUCUGAACAUAUCAUUUUACAAUUGUCUUCAUAUUUAUUGUAUUUUAUUAAUAAUAGCAUAUCAGAACUACAGUAGCUUCAACAAGUAGUGAGUCACUAAAGUGGCCUAUAUUGUACAUGUAUUCUGUUCCCAACUGUCACCUCUGUAUAUUUCUAAACAUUCUUCACUAUUUGUCAGAUUUUCAACAAUGAUAUCGAUCAUCUUUUGGUAAAUGAGAAUUUUUAAGUUCUUACUCCCUUUGGGCAUUUUGAAUGGGUCUUAAACUCCAAAAGUAGUGCAACCUUUAGAAUUGGUUUUUUUUUUUUAUUGGUUUUUAUUUUUUAGAUAAAAUUUUGGUCAUUGUAAUAGUUUUAUACUUUUCACGUUUUUGACUUCUUCAGAACCAUUGGGCCAAGUUCAGUCAAACUUGCCUUAAUUUGGCUCACUUCACCCUGAAAUAGUUUCUCCAAUCAGAGUGAAUUGAUUUAAUAAUAAAUGAUAUGAUGAUAUAAAAUAUGUAUAUAUGCCAAAAAGGCAGAAAAUAUGCAAAUUUGGAUAAAAACAUGAUUUUCAAAAAAAUUAUUUCAACACAUAUGCACAAAAGACGGAAGAUCUCCACUUUUCAGAUUAUGAUCCUCAAGACCUGGAUGGGGCCACAAUAGGGGUUUCAAAGUACAGUAUUACACAGGGGAAAAAAUUCCUUUUUUAAAAAAGAGGAGUUUUAAUUACUAUUAGUAAUUAUUCAAACUAUUACCCCUAGCCUGGAUUUCUCAAAAUAAACUCAAGUUGAAACUUGGGCUUUACUCAAAUUUUGUCUGCUCAAAUCAAAGAAAACUCCAGCUUAAGUUUGAGAUUUUUUUUCCCGAGAAAUCCAAGCCUAGGGCCAGAAUGGAGCCACAAUAGAGAAUUUCAAGUUUUAUGUCAUAAUGUAUAAUUUUUAAAAAUUUGAUAUGCCAUCAUCUUCUUGUUGUGUAAAUUUAAGGUAUUUUCCCUUAAGGGUGAAGAUCCGUGAUGUUCCUCUAUUCACCCUUGGUGGAUUUAGUCAUUUGAACCAUGUCACCUAUUUGUUAUAGAAAGUGAUGUCCCUUGGCAUUAUACUUAAUUUUUAUCCAAUGAAAAUUUGUCUUACUCUCAUCCUCAAUAGUAAACAUGAUGACCUUCACUGAAAAUAUGCCAACAGAGAAGCUGAAAUUUGUGUUCGGUUCCAUUUAAAUUCUUUGACAGAGACCCAUAAUAGAAGCAUACAGUCACUACAUCCUUGUUUUUUUGUUGGUUUUUUUUUUUUGCAAAAUGACGUGACAUAACCUGCUUGGCAAUUCAACCACGGGGGUUGCCAUUACUCUUUUGGUGCUGUUUGUUGGACGCAGUUUCAUUUGAUGCCCUGGAAUCUCAAGGUGCAUUCUUUUGAAAGAGACUAAAUCUGCCAAAGGUGAAUAGAGAAACACCAUGGAUCACCACCCAUGGCUAACCAAGAUAAAAAACUGUAUUAAUUUCCACUUGAUAUGGGUUAAUUUAAUCAUUAACCAAAGAAAAUACAUGUAUGUAUGUUGCCACCUUUUUUAAAGAUGUUAGACAUAUAUGCACAGAGGUAUAAGUCAACACCAGAAAAUCACACUUUUUCAUUAAACAGCUUAAUAAAAAUGCAUUUUUAAAAAAACUAGUUAGGCUGACAAAAUUUUCAAUUCAUUGUAGACAUACAAUAGAGAAAAUACCAGCAUAGGAGUUAUUGCCCUUGACAGCAUUUAAUCAAUUUAUUUAUAGAUAAUAUAAACUUUCAGUAUCAAAUUGUUUACCAAAUUCUUUUUUAUACCCAUUGAAUAAAUUCCUUUAAAAGAUGUAUUUCUAUCAUGACAAAUCUUAAUUCAAUAAAGAUUUUGUAUAAACUGUAGACGUCAUACGAGGGUGGUGCUACCUUAAGUUGGUUUUCCCCCAAGGCCUUGAGGAGGGCCACAAAAGAGGUUUGAUAUUUUGCACAUAUGUAGAAUUUUUGGUUUUAAAUAUCCUUAUUUCAAAGCAGUCUUCAUAGUAUGGAAGUCUAGUGUAGUGUAGAUUCAAUAUUCCAGAGCAGGCCCUCUGUAGGAGUUUAAAGAUUCGCAGACUUUUAUUCAUAUACCCCGGUAUAUACAUGAUUAAUAAAUACUUUUUAAAUUAAAUUAUACAUUGUUCAAGAUUUGACACACAAAUGAGAUUUAAAGAUUACGAAAGGAUUCUUUUAGGAUCUUUACAACAGUAAUAUAAUGAUAAUACAGUUUGUGAAAAUGAAAUGCAAGCAUCCCUAGAUAUGUAGUGUAUAUUAUAAUAGUGGUCCAAUAGCAAUACUUGAUGUUGGCUUAUUAUUGAAUAACUGUUAGUGUUUCAGUAAGAUCAAUGUAAGAGCAAAGUGGUUAAGGUUAGCGUUGUGGUCUGUGGGUCUCUUGUGUACAAAUAGAAACAAUGACAAAACUCGCAUAUACAGUGCUCCUUCGAUAUAUUGCCCCCCCCCCCCCCCCCCCCGUUAUAAUGCCACCCCCGCUUAUUGCCUGAAAAUCCUAAAGAACAGAUUUCUCCCCCAUGUUAACACCCCCAUUAUAAUGCCAACUCCGCAUAAUGCCAUAUGCCACUGAUUUUCACAACCAAAUGGUCAAAUAUUAUAGGGUUUACCCUCAAUAAUAAUGCCAAUUACCUAACACACAUCAGUAAUUACACCUGUACUUUGAGAGUGGUGCAUGAAGUGUGACAGGCUGGACAGGGUAUUCAGGUGGUCAGGUUAAUUACUAAUAAUUGCUGAAUUAAACUCAAUAUUAUCUAGACAUUUAAACAGAAUGGAACCAAAAUAAAUUUACGGAAUUGAAUUUCUUUUGACUGCUCAGUGAAUUGUCAGUAAUGGUGAAUUCGUUAUAUUGCCACCCCCGCUUUAUUACCCAAAUUCGUCUUGAACAAAAGUUGACAAUUUAUCGAGGGAGCACUGUACAUGCAUGUGGUGGAUCGUAUGGGAGUGGGGAGUGGAGUUGGUCACCAUGGGAGAUUAGUGUUUUGUAGACACGUCUUGGUUUUAGCAUACAUGUAUUUCUUCUGUUUUUUUAUUCAUUGAGAUCUCAAUUGCUACUAUUUUGAAUUUGUGAAAACCCAAGGUUAUUUAUAGUAAUACAAAUUUGAGAUCAGCAUCUUGUACAAUAUAAAGUGUGUAUCAAAUCUAAAACACUCUUUACAAUUAUUUUGUCAAUAUUUGAUAGUCGACACUUUUUGUGAUACAGUUUGUCCUGUUCUUGAAUGUGAGGUACAUAUUAGAAUCCAAAGUGCUUGUGAUUUGUACAGAUAUUGCAUUAUUUGAAUACAAAUUCUAGUCAAGACUUUUCCACAUUUUUUUUCUGUGAUGGUGAUAUUUUUACACCUCUUCCUCAGUUUUAAGUGUUUGUGCUAGGCUGUUGAUAUUUAUUCGCUCUCCAGAUGUAAAUUAUGUUCAUGCAUAUAUAUGCUGUUAAAUUUUAUUCUGCAAUCACACACAUUAAGAGAUGUGUUGAAAACUCUGUCACCAGUUUGGUGUAUUGAUUUUAUAUACCUGUUAAUUAUGUAUGCAUUUCAGCCUUUGUUUUCCAAGUGCCGUCCAUGACAAAUGUCUAUAUCCUUCCAUUGUAUUUAGUAUUUAAGGCUGUACAUGUAUGAUUUGUUUUAGUAAUUUAGUAAUCAAAAUGAUUUUGAACUGAAUGUUAUAUUUCACAAGUAUGAGUACCUACUUUAUAGCCUAAUCGGAAAAUAACAUUUAAAAGAAAAAGAAACGGAGCUGACAUAAGUACUGUCCAUAACUGGAAGUUUACUCUGACUGAGGAAGAAUUAACUUCUUGUAAUGAAAAAAUGUUACAUUAUCUGAUCUAUUUUGGUAGAUCUAUCAGUUGCAGAUUUACACUGAAAUAAGAAAUCUUUGAUAAAAAUCCAUUUCCUUGCUUAUGGUGAACUGACAACUUCAGUUUUCUAAGAGAGAUAAGGGGGCCUAUAGAUGCUGGCAAAAAUUAUUUUUGUUGCAUGUUUUGUACAUGGUUAGCAUUUUUAAUUUUUGAUAUUCCAUAUUGAGUAUAUGUUGUAUUAGGUCUGUUUCUAUUUCAAGUAAUUUAUUUAUAGUCUUUUAAAUUAAUAAAUUAUUCUUGAAUGAAC